Brassica napus (rape) is the source of this 1449-nucleotide messenger RNA. RefSeq names its product CBL-interacting serine/threonine-protein kinase 23-like. The record is from RefSeq and is marked provisional. Gene Ontology annotation, molecular function: ATP binding; protein kinase activity. NCBI's taxonomy places the organism in Eukaryota, Viridiplantae, Streptophyta, Magnoliopsida, Brassicales, Brassicaceae. Gene Ontology annotation, biological process: signal transduction; protein phosphorylation.
AUGGCUUCUCGAACAACACCUUCGCGAUCCACUCCUUCUCGAUCGACACCUUCAGGUAGUAGCAGUAGUAGUUCGAUUAGUAGGACACGAGUGGGUAAGUACGAGCUUGGAAGAACACUUGGUGAAGGAACCUUCGCUAAGGUCAAGUUCGCUAGGAACGUUGACAAGGGAGAGAGUGUGGCUAUCAAGGUUAUUGAUAAAGAGAAGGUUUUGAAGAACAAGAUGAUCGCUCAGAUUAAGCGUGAGAUCUCGACAAUGAAACUCAUCAAGCAUCCGAAUGUCAUCCGCAUGAUUGAGGUGAUGGCUAGCAAGACCAAGAUCUACUUUGUGUUGGAACUUGUUACUGGUGGAGAGCUUUUUGAUAAAAUUUCAAGCACUGGGAGAUUGAAGGAAGAUGAGGCGAGGAAGUACUUUCAGCAGCUUAUUAAUGCAGUGGACUAUUGCCAUAGCAGAGGUGUUUAUCAUAGAGACCUUAAGCCAGAGAAUUUGCUUUUGGAUGCAAACGGGACUCUGAAAGUUUCUGAUUUUGGAUUGAGUGCACUACCUCAGCAAGUCCGAGAGGAUGGGUUACUUCACACAACAUGUGGAACACCAAAUUAUGUUGCUCCAGAGGUAAUCAACAACAAAGGUUACGAUGGAGCUAAGGCUGAUUUGUGGUCUUGUGGUGUGAUCCUCUUCGUUUUAAUGGCUGGUUACUUACCUUUCGAAGAUUCUAAUCUCACGUCACUAUACAAGAAGAUAUUUAAAGCCGAAUUUACCUGCCCGCCUUGGUUCUCAGCAAGUGCUAAGAAGUUAAUUAAAAGGAUUCUCGAUCCUAAACCAGCAACGAGGAUCACAUUUGCUGAAGUCAUUGAAAAUGAGUGGUUUAAGAAAGGGUAUAAGGCUCCUAAAUAUGAGAACGCUGAUGUCAGCCUUGAUGACGUUGAUGCAAUCUUUGAUGAAUCAGGGGAGUCUAAGAACCUUGUUGUGGAGAGGAAAGAAGAAGGACCUAAAAACCCAGUAACUAUGAAUGCUUUUGAGCUCAUCUCAACCUCCCAGGGUCUCAAUCUCGGCUCACUUUUCGAAAAACAAAUGGGGCUUGUAAAAAGGAAAACUCGGUUUACUUCGAAGUGUUCAGCUAAUGAUAUAGUCACAAAAAUUGAGGCUGCAGCAGGGCCUUUGGGGUUUGAUGUCAAGAAAAACAACUACAAGAUGAAGCUGCUAGGAGAGAAAUCAGGGCGCAAGGGUCAGUUAGCAGUUGCUACUGAGGUUUUUCAAGUAGCUCCAUCGCUCUACAUGGUUGAAAUGCGAAAAUCAGGUGGUGACACGUUGGAAUUUCACAAGUUUUACAAAAACCUUACCACGGGUCUUAAGGAUAUUGUUUGGAAAACAAUCGACGAAGAGAAAGAAGAAGGAACUGAAAGUAAAGUAUCAGCUGGUACUACUAAUGGUACUGUGGCUGCUUCUUGA